CUGUUGGGCGCAGCAUACAAAGCCCAUUCUCUAUCUCUCGUUUCGGCUCUAGCGGUGUGUGGAUAUGUGGCAAGACAGCGGUCCUUACGGCGCCUCCAUGGCAGCAAACUCGCAAUAUGGCUAUGGCCAACCUCAGCCUGUGCAGGGCGCCCAGCCAGGUUUACAGUUCUACUCCCCGGCGCCGGGAGAUACUAGUGGCUUCUAUAGCACACGAUCUAGUUUGGAAGGCCAUGUCGGUGCGCAGGGAUCCAUCUCGGGGCAGGGAGGCGUAGGUCCGGGGUAUGGGGGGAACAUACAGCCCGCCGGGGGAUGGUGGACGGCGUUCGGGACCGGUGGAUUCGAAGGAGAACCACCCCUACUAGAAGAGCUCGGUAUCAACUUUGAGCAUAUAUGGGCCAAGUCCUUGACUGUCCUCAAUCCAUUCCGAAGAGUGGACGAACACAUUAUGGAUGACGCAGACUUGGCCGGUCCGCUGCUCUUCUUCUUUUGUUUUGGGACGUUCCUACUAUUCUCUGGGAAGCCCCAGUUUGGAUACAUUUACGGCGUGGGCCUGUUGGGUUCCAUAUCGAUAUGGAUUCUCCUCAACCUCAUGUCCGAACCUGGAAUUGAUGCAUAUCGUGUAGCGUCGGUUCUCGGUUACUGUCUGUUACCCAUGGUGGGGGUGGGUGCUUUGAGUGUGAUGGUUACGCUAGACGGCUUCGUGGGGUACCUUCUAUCGAUGCUGUCUGUCUUAUGGUGCACAUACGCGGCAUCAGGUAUUUUCGUGGCCGUAUUGCGGAUGUCCGACCAACGGCUGCUAGUUGCAUACCCUAUCGGACUUCUGUACGGUUGCUUUGCUUUGCUGAGUGUUUUUACAGUAGGACGGAGCAAUUCUGCAUGAGGCCACCUUCUCCAUGUGCCAAAAAUUGAUUAUCCUGACGAACUCUGUACUAUCUAUCGUUAAAUCCACGCAGGCUUCAAGCUAUUCGCGUAAGGAAGGCUCAUACAUGC
Gloeophyllum trabeum ATCC 11539 is the source of this 990-nucleotide messenger RNA. RefSeq names its product Yip1-domain-containing protein. Bases 98 to 880 code for a protein of 260 amino acids. Gene Ontology annotation, biological process: endoplasmic reticulum to Golgi vesicle-mediated transport; vesicle fusion with Golgi apparatus. Gene Ontology annotation, cellular component: membrane; trans-Golgi network. The transcript is spliced from 4 exons. The record is from RefSeq and is a predicted model, not a curated record. Lineage: Eukaryota; Fungi; Basidiomycota; Agaricomycetes; Gloeophyllales; Gloeophyllaceae.